Messenger RNA from Ascochyta rabiei, 693 nucleotides. RefSeq names its product Glutathione transferase. Lineage: Eukaryota; Fungi; Ascomycota; Dothideomycetes; Pleosporales; Didymellaceae. The record is from RefSeq and is a predicted model, not a curated record. Bases 1 to 693 code for a protein of 230 amino acids. The transcript has a single exon.
AUGUCUUCUGACCAGUCCCUCAAGCCCAUCACCAUCUACGGCAAGCAUGGUCCCAACCCGCCCAAAGUGCGCAUGCUGUGCGAUGAACUCAACAUCCCGUACACGCUCAUCGACACGCCAUUCCCGGACCUCAAGAAGCCCGAUUUCCUAGCCGUCAACCCCAACGGCCGCAUGCCCGCCAUCCACGACCCCAACACGGACCUCACGCUGUGGGAAUCAGGCGCCAUCCUCGAGUACCUAGUGGAGAAGUACGAUACCGAGCACGCGGUGAGCUUCGCCCCGGGGUCCAACGACGCCCAGCUGGCCCGCCAGUGGCUCUUCUUCCAGGUCUCGGGCCAAGGACCCUACUACGGCCAGGCCGUGUGGUUUACAAAGUACCACCCGGAGCAGCUCGCGUCGGCGCAGGACCGGUACUACCGCGAGAUUGAGCGCGUGACGUCGGUGCUGGACGGGCAUCUUGCCAAGCAGGAUAAAGGGAGCGAUGGUCCGUGGCUGGUCGGUGGCAAGUUCUCGUACGCCGAUUUGGCGUUUGUGCCGUGGCAGUAUUUCAUCGAUCUUGGGCUGAAGGGCAAGCUUGAUCUCAGCCCGUACAAGGAGGUGGCAGGGUGGUUGGAGAGGCUGGUGGCGAGGAAGGCGAUUAAGAAGGCGAUUGACGAGUUUCCUUCUGUGACCGCGAACACCAAAGAGUCUUGA